UGGCGUUCACUUCCCUUACUUGCUCCACAAAUCUUCUGGUGCUCGGAUGUUAUUGAAGAUGCUGCCAUGCUUUUAAAAGGGAGCAGAAGGACCAUCGUGGAGUGGCGAGUAUCCAACAGUGUUCUGUCUUCACCGAAAGAUUUCACUCUCCAUUGGAAGCGUGGCUGAAUUCCAAUAAUCAGAAACAAAUAAGCAAGUAAACUGGCUCCCAGCAUUGCAAGAAGAGAUUGUGGAAGAGGAUCUAAAGCUUCAUGUAGGACAACCAUAUUCCUUUUCUCCAGGGCGUGGCGUUGGACAAAAUUCUGCCAAUUCUUUUAACCUGUUAGUCAUAAUCUGUUUAUGCAAUUGUUGCAGACCAAAAACAAUCCUGGUUUUGGAAAUUGCACAAUAUCUGAAACGGGGGAUACAGCAUGAGGCCUCUUUCGCCAGGAGAUGGACUUUCCCCUCUGGGUCUGCUCACACGAGGGCCUGACUACUUGCGUAAGCAGCUGGAGAUGAGCAGUGGUGGGCGGACGCCGAGUGCCGUGGAGAGGCUGGAAGCUGACAAAGCCAAAUAUGUCAAAUCUCGGCAAGUGAUCAACAGCCGUCAAGAGCCAAUUCUGCUCAGCCACACUCCCCAGUCUUCCCCAUGCUGCAGGAGACCCCUAACCCUCCACCAGCAGAGUGAAUUUCCUCAGGGCUUGACAGCAGACCAAGAUGGCCUCAGACCCAAGAAGCAGCCCCCUUCUCCUCAGUCCCCCAUAGCACGGCGAGGGGGCAGCAGGCGCCUACUGAGGCCUGACUCACUUGUCAUCUAUCGGCAAAAACGCGACUGUUCUCUGGUCAACAAGGAGAACAGCAAAGGGUACAACAACCUAAUGAAGUGGCUGUUUCAGGGUCCACUGAGAGAUGGACCUCAUAACUGUUCUUCUUCAAGGAGUCUCUUAGGAGGAGAUGGACAUCUGGAAGUGACCCAAGAAGAGAACUCCAUGGUUUGGGUACCUGCAGAGAAGGAGGACACAAGGACUGCCAAUUCAGUGGACAUGUUCAAUGGAUUCAUGGGUUGUGAGUCUGAGCCUAGUCCAAAAACCCAGGCCAACUCUCAGCUCAAUGUUGACCAGCCCUUUCCUUCCUCAGGCCAUUACCAAACAGAAGCCAAGAAAGAGCUGACUCUGAGUUAUUCUCUUCCUCUUUCAGAGAAAGAACGAUUCUUUAAUUACUGUGGCUUGGACCGGAAUUUGGUCGAGGUGCUAGGAAUUGAACGCUUCAAACCAGGCAGCUGGGAAGCUGGUUCCUUCUGCAUUGGGUCAGCUAGUUCUGAACGUGAUGGCCUUUCCUAUAAUGGGGAGCCCUUGUCUGCUGAAGACCCAAGUGACAAGCUGUCUGCCUCGGUCUCUGUUGUUGAGCGAAACGCCCGUGUCAUUAAAUGGCUUUACAGCUGUCAGCAGGCCCAAACGAGGUCCAAAGAAUCUACAGUAUGAACUCAUGAAGGUCUUGGGGUCCAAAGCUCUCCCUUUAUCCCAACUGAGGGGAAGUCCUAUUUUGGAGGGGAUCAUGGCAAGAUUCACCAGCACUUAGACUUAUACAUAGGUGGGUUGCACUUUCUUUAACAAAGGGUUCGCUGGUUGUGCCCGCUCAUGCCCCUUUCGGAGAGAAACGGAGCUUCAAACAGGCUCCUAAUCAGCUCAGGCAGCUACGGUGAGAACAGCAGGGGCAGUGUGGAACACAGCUGGGCCAGCCAACGAGGUUUUAAAUAGAUAGCAUAGAACAGGGGCAGGUGGGCGGGCCCAGCCAGCGAUCAGAACUAAGGGUUCGCCCAAACCCUUGAGACCAUGCAGCAGCCCACCACUGGACUUAUCUACCGCUUCACAGUGCUUUACAGCCCUCUCUAAGCAGUUUACAGAGUCAGCCUAUUGCCCCCAACAAUCUGGGUCCUCAUUUUACUCACCCUGGAAGGAUGGAAGGCUGAGUCAACCUUGAGCCGGUGAGAUUCGAUCUGCCGAACUGCAGCUAGCAGUCAGCUGAAGUAGCCUGCAGUACCGCACUCUAACCACUGCGCCACCUCGGCUCCCUAUCGCCAAAUGUCUCUUUCUCAAAGGAAUACUGUUAAGAACCGGUUGGUCUUGAACUUUUGCUGAAUUUUUCCCCAGUUGUGGCUACAUAAUAAUGGUUCGUUACCAUACUGAGGAUUCUGAGAAUUGACAUCUAACAGAGGCGGAUGGCCUCAAAUAGAAAAAUAUUCCCUUGGCAAUAAGGAGGCAGUUUCCAGGACUAAUUUAAGGACUAAAAUUUCUUGCUGCCAUCCAGAGCCAGAGGAAUACGUUUUCCUUUCUUUCCUCAUUGAUUGAGAGCCAGCCAUUGUGAUGCAGCAGAGAACACAGGAAGAAUUGGUUCAAAUCUCUACUCGCCUUUGAAGUUUCUUAAAGUCAGUGUUUCUCAACCUUGGUAGCUUGAA
Molecule: messenger RNA, 2434 nt
Organism: Pantherophis guttatus
Lineage: Eukaryota; Metazoa; Chordata; Lepidosauria; Squamata; Colubridae
Gene: FAM110D
Product: family with sequence similarity 110 member D
Source: RefSeq, a predicted model, not a curated record